This is a messenger RNA of Chiroxiphia lanceolata (lance-tailed manakin), 1316 nucleotides long. RefSeq names its product microfibril associated protein 2 (gene MFAP2). The coding region runs from base 445 to 990 and encodes 181 amino acids. Gene Ontology annotation, cellular component: microfibril. The record is from RefSeq and is a predicted model, not a curated record. NCBI's taxonomy places the organism in Eukaryota, Metazoa, Chordata, Aves, Passeriformes, Pipridae. The transcript has 10 exons. Gene Ontology annotation, biological process: embryonic eye morphogenesis.
AAUGGGUUUAAAAUUCAUCCAACCGGGAAAAAAAACCCCAACACCAGCAAAACCCCACCUGCCCCGAUGCCCUUCGCAUCGAGAAGUUCUCACUGGUUAAUAUUUGGAAUUAUUAUCCCGGUUUUUCCCCUCCCAGGCAGCAGCGGGAGCAGGAAGGGGCCGGCCCAGGUGUGGCUUUAGGACCCAGCGGAUCCCCCAUGUUGGAGGUAGGAGGUUUUUUUUGGGUUUUUGUGGGUUUUUUUAACUCUCAUUUCCAGAGUUUUUGGAAAGCAGAGAGAAGAGACCGAGGCGGUGGGAAAGGGCAGAGCCGUCACCAACUGAUGUGGAGUUGCAAAAACAUCUGGCGCGGUUGGAACCGCCGGACCCCUGCACGGAGUGUUGGGAAAGAGGGAAUCUCGGGUCCCAUCCUGGAAAAGGCAAAGACUCCUCCGUCAUUCCAGCAGGAUGAGAGGGACGGGGCUCUUCAUGCUGUGCCUGCCAGUGCUGCUGGUGCAGGGCCAGUACAGCCGCUUUGAGGGGAUCACCUACCCCGAGCCCGUCCAGUAUUCCCAGUACGACCAGCAGGCAGAAAUCCAGGAUUACUAUGACUACCACGAUGUCACCCCCCGUGCCCCCGAGGAGCAGUUCCGGUACCAAUCCCAGCAGCAAUCCCAGCAGGAAACUGUGCCGGCCCCGACCCCAGCUGCCGCCCCCGAGACCGAGCCCACGGAGCCGGGACCUCUGGACUGCCGGGAGGAGCAGUAUCCCUGCACACGGCUCUACUCGGUGCACAAGCCGUGCAAGCAGUGCCUGAACGAGAUCUGCUUCUACAGCCUCCGCCGGGUUUACGUCAUCAACAAGGAGAUUUGUGUUCGCACCGUGUGCGCCCACGAGGAGCUGCUGCGAGCCGACCUGUGCCGGGACAAGUUCUCCAAGUGCGGGGUGAUGGCCACGAGCGGGCUCUGCGCGGCCGUAGGCGCGUCCUGCGCCCGCAGCUGCGGAGGCUGCUGAGCCGGGACCCCCUUCCCGACCCCAUCCCACCCAUCCCGGCCCCGUUCCCGGCCCGCCGCGAUGCUCCACAACCCGGGAAAGGCAUGGAAAAGAGCCUUUUUUCCCACCGGUUUUUUUGUGCGCGGAAAGAAUUAAACCCAAAAUAAAAACAAAAAAAAAGGGGGGGGAUUUAUUGUUUUUAUGAUUUUCUUUUGUCGUUUUGGAAAAGGGGGGGCUCGGCCCCGAGUUUUCUACAGAGAGAAUCCCACACCGACCGCGGCUCCCGGCUCGUUUUUUGGGGAGGAUUCCCGGUUUUCCAGGGGGUUUUCCAAGGAUUUGAGCGAUUC